CAUUCUUUAUAAAGCCUACCCACGCGUCGGGCGAUUGCAUACCUUGUUUCAGGCCAAGUAAAAGAACGACAAUUACUUCAAUCGUGGUUGUCAGUUUAGUGAUUAUGUGACGUUAGAGUGAUAAACGACGCGGUGAAAUGGUGUCAAAACUUUAUAACAAGCUGCAUCAAAAAUAAGUUUCAAAUAUGUACUCGACGAACGUUGGAUUCUCUGUUUGGUUUUUUUUUCACUGAAUAACUUGAUACGAUAUAUCUCGAUAACAAUCUACGCCUUAGUAACUCUUCGGAUCGGGACUACAAUCACCUUUCAAUCGACAGAUCACUUGCGGGGACGAAGAAUAAUAUCUCUUAUCGCUAAAGACGAUUAUAGAUGUGUGUUAUCUCGAUGAGGAUAUAACUUUUCACGAAAAUACCCGACAAGGGCUAAAUACUAUAAGUUUUAAAAAAUAACGACCUUGAAUAUUAAAAUGGCUAUAGCUCGAAUCAAAUCGUUCAUAGAUACUAGCCUUAAAAAUACAACGUUGAAUCGCACUGCCAAUUUAGAACCGGAAAUUGGAAUCAAAAUAGUGCACUCUCCAGCUUCGAAGGCCCUAUAUGUUACCGUUAUAGGGGCGAGGCACUUGCCUCAGAACUUCGGGUUCACCAGAGUCAACAGUUACGUUGUUAAGGUUAAACUUCUCCCAGGGAAGGAAAAGUUCGAGACAACUCCAAAGAACGAGUCAUGGCCGAAUUGGAACGAAGAAUUCACCUUCCCCCUAUCGAAGGAAACAAAAUCAAAAUUUGGCAAAACAAAAAUUACCGAGGAAGAAAUUAACGGAUCGAAAUUUAUCGUCGCUACGGUUUACGCAGUUCUAGAAGACAAACCUCUGAUAGCAACGGAAAAAAAAGAUAGUGAAAAUGAGAAGAAGAAAGGGGAAUCAUCGAAGAAGGGGAAAAACAGUCAGGUUACGAAAGGCGCUUCGUCAGUUCAGGAAUCUUCAAAAAAUAACAGUCUUUUGACACAAUUUUUUGGUAAGCCUGGUGACAAGGAAAAGUCCGGUCAACAGAAAACCGCGAGGGAAAGAAUUUUCGACAAAAGACGAACCCUCGGCGCGGCUACAGUGAAAUUAGACCCAUCCUCCUUUGUAUCUAAACCGGUCAAACCAAAAAAUCCUAGUGAUGUAUCUACGGGAGAAGUCUGGUGGCCAUUAAAACCGAUAAGCAGUGGAAUUUCCGGGGCAGAAGAGAGGCGAGAGAGCAAGAAAGGUCAAGUAGAGAUAUCAUUAUGCCAAGAAAAAAGUGAGAAGGAAGAUGAAACUGGAGGCAAUCUGGUGUUGUCAUUAAUAAAACUGAGAUGUUCUUUGCAAACAAUGCACGAACACGAAGCAUUGAAGGGUCAACUGUACAUAAAAAUGUCCGUCGUUGACGGCGGUAUUGUCACGCAUUUUUGGAAAAGCGAUAGAUUUUCACCGACAAUUUCUAUCAGUUUUCCACCGGACAUGGCCAGGGUUGUGGCGAAAAAUCCGCAAGGGAAAGACAUCAGUUUCGUUGUAAAAUUCGUUUCCAAAAACAAAAUUGGAAAAAAGACUGCGAUUGGGCAUUUCGUAAUUGGUCCAGAUGUGGAAGGGUCAUAUGGUGAACAAUGGAAACAGGCGUUAGCUAAACCCGGACAACAAAUUACCAAGUGGCAACCGUUCGAAUGAAUCAAGAGAAAUUAAAUAAGAUGUUUUUUUUACGUCCACUGACUGUUUUUACUUUUUAAAACUUGACUCGAUCUGCGGCAGCUAUACUGAUCCUGAUUUUAUUGUACAUGAUAUUCGUUAUCUAUGUAUCAAAUUUAUGAGAUCGCUCAAAGUAUUUUAAAGAAUCACUCGUAUAGUCACCCUAAAAUGUUGAAUAUUAAAUGUCCUACCCCAUCACGCUUAUACUCAACCGCACUUAUUGUUAGAGCCGUUAUCAUCGUUUUUAGAAAUCUAAAGAAUUCCGCAACAUAAUUGUAAGUCGACGAACUUUAGGUACCUAAUAUAUUCAUUACAUUAUAGUUCCUUUUUAUAAUCAAUUCAUGUAAAAUGUAAAUAUUUUUGUAUCAUAUAAUGGGCGGGCUCUGCUUUGCGUGGCUUUGAUUCACACGAAUCACGAACGAGCAUAAUUCUACUAUAAAAACGCACAAGGUAAAAAAGUUUUGAUGAUAUAACGAUAAUCACAAAAAAAUUUCAUCCUUUUUACUCGCACGGUGGCUAACCGAAUUUAGGUCGCAUGGUAUUUCAUUCAUCCACUGACGGAGUUAUUUUGUCCAUUCUGAGUCAAAGUAAUCUGUAUCUUCGUUUUUGUUUAUCAAGUCUAAGAGGAAAAGAAUUUGAAUAUACACAAUGAAGCUAUACUUGAUUUGGUUGAAAAGAGAAGAUUUUGCCAAGAAUCAAUUAGUUAUCGGCAGAGUUUUGAUUGAAAAGCGUCAUUAUUCUAAAAUAUAAGAAACUAUCAUUGGGCAGUUGACAAUCACUUUCAGCUGGAGUUUCCAUAAUGAAUCUAUUUUAGUACUCCGUCCAAUGUCGGUAGUGCCAUAUUAACGUUGUAUAAUAAAAAUGUUGUACAUGUAUUUUAUUGUUGGUCAAGUCAUUUGUAUAUACGUUUGUCGAAUUUUUAAUUUUGCGGUGUCGUUCAAAAUUUGCAGAUAUGUGUAACGAAAUAUAGAUAUUAAUAAAAUCAACACAUAUGAUA
Molecule: messenger RNA, 2696 nt
Organism: Athalia rosae (coleseed sawfly)
Lineage: Eukaryota; Metazoa; Arthropoda; Insecta; Hymenoptera; Athaliidae
Exons: 5
Coding region: 467-1681 (404 amino acids)
Source: RefSeq, a predicted model, not a curated record